AUGACAGGCAGAAAUUUUGAAGUUCGAGAAAUCACCACUAAAGAAGAAUUUGCACGCUUGAACGACGUACUGUGGACCGCUAACUUCCAUCCAUACGAACCUGCCUUCAUCAUUUUCCACGCCGUCAAUGGCCAUGCACCAGAGGACCGCGCCAAAGACAAGGCCACAGACACAGACCUUCAAUGGGCCAAACACGAGCAGACAUGUGGUUCUCACUACAUCUACACCAUUGAAAGGUCGACAGGCCGAGUCGUAGGUGGCUGUCAAUGGAUAUUCUACCACGAGAAUCCCUUCCCUAACGGCCCGCACCAAGUACCUUGCACCUGGUACCCUGCCGGAUCCGAGCGCGCCAAAUACGCCUCCCACGUUGCGACCCAAUUCCUGUAUCCGCGACAGUGCUGGUUUCAGCGGCCUCAUGCUGGUGUGUUACCUUUCCCGGAGGUUAACGGUGGUGUGAAUGAGAGCUGA
Penicillium expansum is the source of this 468-nucleotide messenger RNA. RefSeq lists its product as uncharacterized. NCBI's taxonomy places the organism in Eukaryota, Fungi, Ascomycota, Eurotiomycetes, Eurotiales, Aspergillaceae. The transcript has 2 exons. The record is from RefSeq and is a predicted model, not a curated record. The coding region runs from base 1 to 468 and encodes 155 amino acids.